AUGGACGGCACCUUCGUUAUAAUCGAACGGAGCAGGCUAGUGGACUUCCAAAACCUACUUAACGGCAUCUUCCCUGAGAUCGAAUUCACAAAGGAAGAUGAGAGUGCCGGACAACUGCCGUUUCUGGAUGUCCUCGUCACGCGCAUACCCAACGGGGCACUCAGCACCACGGUUUAUAGAAGAGCAACUAAAAAAUCCAAUAGUGACUGCAAAAAGAAGUUUUUUUAG
This is a messenger RNA of Dibothriocephalus latus, 228 nucleotides long. NCBI's taxonomy places the organism in Eukaryota, Metazoa, Platyhelminthes, Cestoda, Diphyllobothriidea, Diphyllobothriidae. The record is from the annotation of a GenBank genome assembly.